AAUUGCAUACAUGUUGCUGAUUCAGAGCCAAAUUUAUCAUCAAGCUGGUUCGUUAUUGCCAUACCCCGUCGCUGAUUAUCAAUUUUUGCAAAUUUAUUUUAUUGGUGAUGAAAAUCGGGAAUUGGAUCAACGUUGUGCAAUUGCUUUGAAUACAAAACGAGAAGUUAUUUGUGAGCUACAAAGGUUUUUCCAUCAGCAUAACGCAUUAGUUCAAUUGUUCAAAAUUGCUCUCGAUCGUAUGCCCUCUGAUCAUCACAAAAUCGUAAUAAGGGCUGAUAGAACACCUUUUGGAGAGCAUGAAAUUUGAUUCAAUGCACCGACAAUUGAUGAGGUUGCAAUUGUAAUUCGUGGUGAUCAGUUUCAGUGGUGUGAUAUUAUACUUCAUCGUAGAAAUGACCAAUUGCAACGUGUUUCGGAACUUCAUCGUAGUUACGACGCAUUACAAUACCCAAUAUUGCAUUGGAAAGGUGACGAUGGCUAUAAUAUAAAUAUACCAAUGAUUGAUCCACGAACAGGUCUACAUGUACAGAAAAAAGUUAGUGCCAUGAAUUUUUAUUCUUAUCGAUUGAUGGUUCGUCCACAAGAACAAAAUUAUAUCUUGAGAUGUCGUAAACUAUAUCAUCAGUACAUCGUUGAUAUGUACGUCAAAAUAGAAACAGAACGUCUUAAUUUAAUUCGUUUCAACCAAGCAAAAUUAAGAUCUGAACAAUAUAUUCAUUUGCAAGACGCGAUAGCAAAUGAUGCUAAUAUUAAUGACAUCGGACGUUUAACUGUAUUGCCAUCUUCGUAUAUUGGUAGCCCACGGAAUAUGAACGAAUAUGCACAAGACGCAAUGUGUUAUGUAAAAAAAUACGAUCGACCGGAUCUGUUCAUUAGAUUUACAUGUAAUCCGCAGUGGGAUGACAUCAAAAACAAUUUAUUUGCAGGACAGUCGACAACCGAUCGUCAUGACAUUACUGCGCGUGUUUUUCGGCAAAAAUGUAAAGCAAUUAUGGAUUUAAUUGCGAAAUUAUAUGUAUUUGGGGAGGUGCGUUGCCAUAUGUACUCCAUUGAAUGGCAGAAAAGGGGAUUGCCGCACGCACAUAUACUAAUUUGGCUGGUACAUAAAGUAACUCCGGAUCAAAUCGAUAACUUUAUAUCAGCUAAAAUUCCUAAUCACACUGCUGAUCCUGAGUUAUUUCUAGUUGUCGUUAAAAACAUGAUACAUGGACCGUGUGGUGAACUAAAUAUGAAUUCACAAUGUAUGAUUGAUGAAAAGUGUUCGAAACGAUACCCAAGGCAAUUUACUUCAGACACAAUAACGGGCAAUGACGGAUAUCCGUUGUAUCGACGUAGAUCACCUAAUGAUAAUGGCAAAACGGCAACCAUUAGAAUGCAUAACCAGGAAGUUGAAGUUGAUAAUCGUUGGGUGGUUCCGUAUUGUCCAUUACUAUCGAAAAUAUUCAACGUCAAAUAG
Bactrocera neohumeralis is the source of this 1456-nucleotide messenger RNA. RefSeq lists its product as uncharacterized. NCBI's taxonomy places the organism in Eukaryota, Metazoa, Arthropoda, Insecta, Diptera, Tephritidae. The transcript has 3 exons. The coding region runs from base 497 to 1456 and encodes 319 amino acids. The record is from RefSeq and is a predicted model, not a curated record.